GGCGCCUCGGAUCUCUCGCUGCCGGAAAGGUCCUGAGAGAGGCCCGAGCCAGGCCUGGGAAGUCAGCGCCCGCGGAGAGAGGGACAGGUCAGGCCCAUGAACUCCAAUCCCGAUGCCGCUUUCGCCCCUGCUAACAUCCGUUAGCUGUUCUGAGGGCCAUGGCUGAGGUGCACGUGAUCGGGCAGAUCGUAGGGGCCACCGGUUUCUCCGAAAGUAGCCUCUUCUGCAAGUGGGGCAUCCACACAGGGGCGGCAUGGAAGCUCCUGUCAGGCGUCCGGGAGGGCCAAACACAAGUGGACACCCCCCAAAUAGGAGACAUGGCCUACUGGUCCCACCCCAUUGACCUGCACUUCGCCACCAAAGGCCUCCAAGGCUGGCCCCGGCUUCAUCUCCAGGUGUGGUCCCAGGAUAGCUUUGGCCGCUGCCAGCUUGCAGGCUAUGGCUUUUGCCACGUGCCCAGCAGUCCAGGCACCCACCAGCUGGACUGUCCCACAUGGCGGCCCCUGGGCAGCUGGCGGGAGCAGCUGGCGCGGGCCUUUGUGGGUGGUGGGCCUCAGUUACUCCAUGGGGAUGCCAUCUACAGUGGGGCCGACCGCUAUCGCCUGCAUACAGCUGCGGGUGGCACUGUGCACCUUGACCUGAGCCUGUUGCUGCGCCACUUUGACCGCUAUGGUGUGGAAUGCUGAGGGACUCUGCCUCCACCGCCCCCAUCCCCAUCCCUGGACACCCAUGAGGGGCAGGAUGGUGCAGUGGUCAGAAGCGUAGGCUCUGGAGACUGCCAGAUAUGACCCCAGCCAAGGCAUGGGGCUGCUUCUGUCCUGGCUAGCACCUCAAGUCCGGUAGCUGUCCCUCUGAAGUCCAGUUUUCCCAUCUGUGAAAUGGGGGCAGCAAGUGUGUGGGGUCCCAGGGCUUUGGGGAGAGGAGGCUGCCUGGCACAUGGAAGUGUAAAUAAAGGAGAGCAGUGCU
Miniopterus natalensis is the source of this 966-nucleotide messenger RNA. RefSeq names its product B9 domain containing 2 (gene B9D2). Gene Ontology annotation, cellular component: MKS complex. The record is from RefSeq and is a predicted model, not a curated record. Gene Ontology annotation, biological process: cilium assembly. Lineage: Eukaryota; Metazoa; Chordata; Mammalia; Chiroptera; Miniopteridae.